Mugil cephalus (flathead mullet) is the source of this 2404-nucleotide messenger RNA. RefSeq names its product synaptotagmin XIX (gene syt19). The transcript has 9 exons. Gene Ontology annotation, cellular component: axon; synapse. Gene Ontology annotation, biological process: regulation of dopamine secretion; cellular response to calcium ion; regulation of calcium ion-dependent exocytosis. Gene Ontology annotation, molecular function: phosphatidylserine binding; calcium ion binding; SNARE binding. Bases 207 to 1475 code for a protein of 422 amino acids. NCBI's taxonomy places the organism in Eukaryota, Metazoa, Chordata, Actinopteri, Mugiliformes, Mugilidae. The record is from RefSeq and is a predicted model, not a curated record.
GAGAGAGAGAGCCCAAAGCAGGAGUAACACUGAUAAGGUCCUUAGUUUGAAUUUCUGUUGGAGGCGAGUUCUUUUUUACUGUGGGAAUGUAAGCGGCUCACAGCGUGGAUUUAUAGCCCAGGAUGGUGCUUCAACUGCUGAAAAAAGAGACGAGUUUUUAUUACUUAUUACAGAAGUAUGUGUAGACCACAUGGAGGCAGAGACUCAUGUUGCCUCUUUUAGUCUUUCCGUGUCAUUUUGGACUCCUUCCAGCUGCUGGAGCGCUGAGGAUGCCAUUCUCAAUUGUGAUCAAGUACAGCAUUCUUGGCAUCUCUGUCACUCUCCUGCUGUUGGCUCUGGCCAUCUUGGCCUGGCAGAUAUUGAGAUUUUGCACACAGACGCGCGGCACGUACGUCCAGCAAGGUGCAGUUAACACUGAUCUGCUGUACACAGAAGAAAAGCCAACAACUGCAGAAAACUACGCAGGAGCUCCAAGCACCAAGGAGGAGAAUGUCAGCACCGAGGCCCACAGACUGAGUCGCUGUCUUUCUCAGGCCGCCUCAUCAGGAUGCAGCCCGGCGGACGGGGACAUAGCAGAGCAGACGACCAUUAAAAAGGUUGAUGGUACCCUACGGUAUUCCAUCUACUAUGACCGGCUGCAGUCCAGUCUGGUGGUCACCGUGCUGCAGGUGGAGGGCCUUCUGGAGCACAGUGAGAACCACAGCCUCCAGCCAUUCGUCAAGGUGCGACUCAUGUGGGCAGGGUCAGAGGCAGUGGAAUUGGACGACUUGAAGGACGAGGAGGUGGAAGGGACGAAGCGGGUCCUGUGGACGGUGCUGCAGGAGUGGCGGACUCGCAUCGUGAAAGGCAGCUGUAACCCCGUGUUCGGAGACCAGUUCAGCUGCAUUCUGCAAGAGGACAAGAAUAAUCUCCACCACUUCAACCUCAGGAUGGAGGUGAGGGACUUUGACAAAUUCUCCAGGCACACCGUGUUAGGAGAAGUGAGGGUUGCUCUAGGGCAGCACAACAUCACAUAUCCUCUGGAGCUACAAGAGGAGCUGCAGUUCCCCCAGAAGGAUCUGGUUGGGGAGGUGAUGCUGUCACUGAAGUUUCUCCCCACUUCUCAGAGGAUUGAGGUUGGUCUGCUAAAGGUCAGAAUUCCCCUCACCGAGACAAGCUCGGAUUCAGUCCUUCAUGCCAGGGUCAGCAUCCAGUGCAAUCAGUCCAAGCUGAGGUACCAGAAAACCUCUGCGGUGGCUCGCUGCCUGGUGACCGUCUUCAAUGAAGUUCUCAUGUUUUCCCUGCCUGAGUUUCCUCUGGACCAGUGUAAAAUCUUGGUCUCUAUGUAUGAGACUCGCGCAGGAAGGAAGUCAACCAGACAAAUGAUUGGACAGCUGAGUGUGGGGAAGGAGAGGCGCUCAGAGGACGAGCACUGGACCUUGAUGAUGCAUUCAGUCCGACAGCCAGUUGCAAAGUGGCACGGCCUGAUGCUCUGAGCUACAACUGAUAAACCUCCUUUCAUGCACUUCCCGGACGUUCCUAUCUGUUCCUGUUUAACUGAUGCUAAGCUUGAGGGCAGAUCCUAAACCCAUUUUCUUCUUGGCUCCAGAAAUGGAAGGACUGCUCUACUCGGUCUGCUUGUUCACUCACAUGUCUCGUUUUUAGCUCCAGAUCUUAUGGGCUUUGGAAUUCUGACAUAAGCACACCUCUCUUGAGAUGAGGAUUACAGCAGUUCUGCGGUUAAUUUGAAGGAAUAAACUUUGCUGUUCUUUGUGACACAAUUAAAAAUGUUAAAACCUAGGUUGCAGGGUGUUUUUACCCUGCCGCCACAUGUCAGUUUAAGCUUAUUUUGUCAAUGAAAGCAUUUAAGAGUUGCACUACAUUAUACAGUAUUUCAUCAACUUCAGUUCUAUCUGUGAGCAGCCAAAACCUGAAUCAGUCCCAGAGGACUGAAGUGAUGGUUAUUUUUGCAACAAUUAGUUAUGAACGUGGACUGUUAGUAAUUAUAUUUGUCAUAAAUAAAUAAUUUGGGCUGUCAAAUGUGAAUGUAUCAAACAGCAAUAAAACAUCAUUAAAAAAAAGAAAGAAAAAAAGAAAGAAAUUACAAAGCAUGAUUUAAUUUUAAGAGAAAACUUUUCUGUUGUAACACAGGUAAGAACAGAAACUUUUUCAUGGAAAAAAUGUUCUGAUAUACUGAAUUAAAUUAAUUUAAACUCAGAAUUAUAAGAUAUCUACUGUAUAUGUUCAGGGGAAAAAUGGAACAUUAUGUCUUUUGUAAUUUAGUAUUGGGCAAGUUAUUUAUUGUAUAUACAUGUCUGGUGUCAGAUUCUCUUCCUAAACUGCUUACAUUUUUAUUUAUUUAUUUAUUUAUUAGGUCACCUUUUCGGUUAGUAACUAAAUACAAUAUUCACGAAAGUAAUAAAAC